AUGGCCUCGUUUCAAAGCUCUUCUGCUGAAUUGGAGGCCAAGGCUAUGGCCGAUAUCAAGACGGGAGGGAUGCAUCAUGACCACCACGAAGACAACUUCCACGACCAGGCUGCGUCCAGUCCCCCCAGCCUGUCGCAGCUGCUUCCGGCGACCGAGGGCGGCCACAGUCGAGACGGCGAUGCCCUCGUCCCGUCCUUCUUCCCCACAACCUCCCCUGCAACCAUAGCAGCCACGAGUCCCUCAACUCCGACAGCAACAACAGCUCCACCCGCAUCAACAAAACCAAUCGACCACGAACUGCCAAAAUCAUACUGGGACGAAGCCUUUUACAGCAGCACACCCACCCCAAAACCCCCGCCACGCCUGGCUCCCAUGCCCAGAUCCCCGCCGCCACCCCCCUUGGCCAUCCGCACCCACCAGGAGAAGCAACAGUCCACGCUUUCUGCUGGUGGCGCGAUACCUGAGGGCGACCAAGUCGAGAUGUUGGCCCCGAAAUCCAAAUCCAGAUAUGCUUCUGCUUACCACGCGCACAAUCGAUCGCUCUCUCACAGUCAAGCCCAUUCCCACCAUGGCAACAACAUCUUCACCCACUCUUCGUCCGAUCUUAUCUCUGGCAACAGCAAUGGCAGCAAUAACACCGGUGGAGUCAUUGCAGCUAGUGGGUCGCCCAGUCUGGGCUCGUUCUCGACCAUGGCCUCGACUAAACAUCACCAUCACAAUCACUCUGUCUCCGGCGGAGGAGCGUUCAAUCCAGACCAUCUCAUGGAUGGAACUUCCAAGAGCUUUUCGCACUCCUCAACCUCGAUCCUUUCCCAUGCAUCCUCAGCUGCAGCACGGUCACCCUUCCGUCUCGAUAGCCCGCAUCUUCGCCAUCCUCAAGGACACGCUUCAUUGUACCAUCUUCCAUCUUCACAGCAGAGCAAUCCCUUGUUGACCCCUUCGAGUUCUCAAUCGAACCUCUUCUCCAACCUGCCUUCGCCCAUGACAAGGACAAGCCACUCCUCAAACGCCAACAUCUUUAAAGAUCUUCCUGCUUCUUCUGGUUCAUACCAGCAACAGCCGUCGUUCUCCUCAAGUUGGGUGUCGACGCAAACGGCACAUGCGUCCGCUGGUGACGACAUCUCAGAGAUGAGUGUUCUCCUUUCCCAGGACCAACCACAACACCAUCAACAGGAGAUGGCCGGCACUGCAGCUGCGCCCAUAUCCAGCUUAAAUACAAACUCCUCUUCGGUACCGCCUACAAGCAGUAGUGGCCAGCAACGCAAGAUCUACCCCGGUCUCAAGAACACAGUGGGACCCUACCGAUUGCUUCACAACAUUGGCCGGGGCAGUUUCUCCGAGGUCAAGCUGGCAGUCGACACCAGGACAGGCGACCACGUUGCGAUUAAGGUCAUGAGCCGUGCUAUGGUUCAGUCGAGCGAUCGUCUGGGUAUCAGUGUCAGGAGAGAAUCCGAUCUACUCAAGUCCAUUCAACACCCCAAUAUCGUGGGCUUCCGUGAAGUUGUCGAGACCUCACUGCAGUUGUGCAUUGUUCUGGACUAUGCGGCAGGAGGAGAGCUUUUUGAGUAUGUCGCAGACAAGAGAGCCAUUGCCUCUGAACAGGACAUCCAAUGCAUCUUCGCCCAGAUUGUCGAUGCGGUUGAUUACCUGCACCAACUUAAUAUCGUUCACAGAGACCUCAAACUGGAGACCACGGAGACAGGAACAGAAACCGAGAUUCCUGAUAUUCAGGAUGUGCUCUUGGAACCUCAGACAGGAGCGCCCUUACGCCCAAAAGUGAAGCUGACGGAUUUUGGGUUGGCCAAGGUCAUCGACAUGGACUCGCCUUUACUCACGACGCGCUGUGGAUCAGAGGACUAUGCGGCGCCAGAGAUCAUUCUGGGCCAACCCUAUGACGGACGGGAGGCCGAUAUCUGGUCGUUGGGCGUUGUCCUGUACGCGUUGUUAGUUGGAUUCUUGCCGUUCAAUAUGAGACCCGGGAUGAGUCGCAAGAGUUUCCUGAGUAUGAUUGCUCGUGCAGAGUUUGGGUUCCCAGGAGAGAAGGUCUUGAUGACCAAGGCGAAUUUGUUGAAUCUCCACCACUAUCAUAAGCGGUCGUCGUCGACCGCUAGUAAUACCAGCACGACAUCUGCGCAUCCUCCUUCUCAACCACCUGUCAGUACUGGAACGGGAUCUGCUGCUGGAGCCGGAGCUGGAUCGACGAGUGCGGCAGUGGUCGCGACACCUGAUACCCCCUCGACCUCGGAUUCAACUUUGGCAGCCUCGGCCGCAACCGCUGCAGCAAAGGCGGCGGCGGCGGCCGCCGCUGCUGCUGCUGCUGCGGCAACGGAAACAACGUCGAUGAUUGUUCCUAAGAUGCGCGGAGUGAGUGCCGUUUCGGAAGAAUCCAAGGAUCUGGCGCGGUGGCUCUUGCAAGCCCUGGGGUCUGAUCGUCCUACUGCUCGUCAGCUUCGGGACCACCCUUGGGUCGCUGCCGGUCGUGCUCUUCUCGGAGCUAGCGGUACCGUUACUGUUGUUAGUGACGGUGGUGAUGUUUCUGCUCCCCCUGCCUCUUCGGAUUCCUAA
Molecule: messenger RNA, 2565 nt
Organism: Linnemannia hyalina
Lineage: Eukaryota; Fungi; Mortierellomycota; Mortierellomycetes; Mortierellales; Mortierellaceae
Source: the annotation of a GenBank genome assembly